AUGAUCGAUACAGCAGGAGGUCUCCAGCUCCUCCGAGGCCGCGACAAAGCCAUCAAGCACGAGAUAGGACUCGGACACCUCCAAGAUCUCGCCGCGAAAGGACUCCGUUGCGACGCCGCGCCGACAGCCGAGAUAGGAGCCGAAGGCCAGCGUCUCCAGCUGCUCGACGGAGCCAUCGUGGCCGGGAUAGGAGUCCAUCGCCAGACCGCCGCCGUGUCCGUCAAAGAACCAGGAGUCCGUCGCCAGAUCACCGCCGCGACCGUCAAAGAGCCAGGAGUCCGUCCUCGUCAUACUCUUACCGCCAUCACCCAGGAAGGGUGGAACGCGCCGACUCAUACCGGCCUAGCACCCAACGCAGGGAGCGUCCAAGCCACCGCUCCAGGAGCCGUUCGCGGGACCGGGCUCAGCGAGCGAAUGCACCACAGCACUCGAGCAAUGACGGCAGGUGGCGUUCACGAGGGCCAUCCAGGGGUCGUAGAAGUCCUUCUCGAUCUGAUCUGCAUGAGUCGUCCGCCACGGAAGAAUGGUUCUCCGGGCAGGACUGGGUCGGCAGCAGAGUUCUUGGACCAGGCCCAGUCGGAAGAACAGGAUUUCUUCGACGACGACGCCGAUUUCCUUGCUGAAAUGGAGAAACAUGCUAACACGGUGUCUGUAGGGACUGGCGGUCAGAAGCCGUCGACAAACAUGCCCCUCACAUCCACCAGCCAAGCGGCCGAAGUCUCGAAGAGCACCAAAUCGAUGGUCCGAAGCGACGGGAAGCGAGAAGUCGUCGAAAGUGUUCCCACGAGCCUAAGGCUUGCGAGACGCCAGACUGAAGACGGCAUGAAUAUUCCAAGGCCACAGGUACAGACAAAGCGGGUGUCCGUGUAUCCAGCUGCGAAGCCCAGCCAAGAAGCUUCUUCGAUUGCCAGUGGUACCCAAGCAGAUGCACCUGCUAACAGCCUCCAGCGAGACAAGGCCAGUACAGUUGCUGGCGACCCACAGUUUGAUGCUUCUCAAGUUGACAAAAGUGCUCAGGUAGAUGCAUCCGCUAACGGUCUCCAGCAAGACAAGUCCAGUACCUUUACUGGCGGACCGCAGCUUGAUGAUUUCUUCUUUCUGAAUGAUGACGGCUUAACUGACCUUCUGGACCAGAUUGCGCAAGACACGUCACUGCAGCCACAGCCACAAGAGCAGAUCGUCCGGGAGAACCAAUCUACCCUUCUGGAGACGCGGCCACAGUCACAAGAGGACAUCAACCAGGACAACCCAUCCACCCUUCCGGAAGUGCAGGCAGGGCUGCAACGGAACUUGACAGCUGCCUGCCAGACUUGCCGCAACCGGCACGUGCGAUGCGAUGGUCGCAAGCCGAUAUGUCAACGAUGUGCUGACGAGGGAUGCGAGUGCUUGUAUACCGUCUCCCGGCGCGGUAAAAGACGAGCAUGGAAAGACAAUGCCCCUGGACCCGAUGAUACGUUCGUGGGAAGCUGGCCACCUCCGCCGAUUCAGCGGUCCACAACUCGACCGUGGUCCAACUCAGGAACUGUGUCGUACGGCUCCCUUGGCUUUGGGAUACUUCAGCCAGGACUGACAGACAGUACCCAUUCGCCGUAUGUUCCGGCGUUUCCACAGCCGACUGCAGUCAGUGCAUACGGAUCAUACGGGCCUCCAAGGGCGGAGCCGACUCCAGUCGGUACAUACGCAUCAUACGGGCCUCCAAGGACGGAGCCGACUCCAGACAGUGCAUACGCCCCAUACGGACCCUCGAGGCCGGAACCGAUCCAGGACGAAGAGCUAUUCAGCUAUCAGACUGCCAGCCCCGGUGUAGUGCCCACAGUGCAUUACUGUACUACGAUCCAAGAGUGCGAGCAAGCUGCGCAACUGCUGUCAGGAGAGACUCUCCUCAGUCUGGACAUAGAGUGGAAGCCAGGGCCCGCGUCAAACUUUGCAGGAGAAAACCUUUCCGUUAUACAGAUGGCGUCUCGAGACAAUGUUCUCGUGCUCCACCUGGCUCUUAUCCCGACCAUGCCACCUGGGCACUCUGGAGCGGCGCCGGAGGUAAUGGCCCGUACACUCAAAAACAUCAUUGAGAACGGGUCCAUAAUGAAGGUUGGCAAUGCCAUCAAGGGCGAUCUCACUCGAGUUGCGAAGUGGUCCGGCGUGGACCUAUCGCACACGAAUGUGGUAGAUACAAUCGACUUGGCCAAAGAUCUGGUGACGGACCUACCAAACAGGCAGCUCGCUACCAUGGUGUCGCAUUUCUUGAAGAAGAGGCUCCCGAAAGACGCUGUCCGGACGAGUGAUUGGUCUAGGCCGCUUGGCCAAGAGCAGAUUCAGUACGCCGCGAACGACGCCUACGCAUCGCUUCUGGUCUUUCAACACUUCCAAGUAGCUUUCGCACAAUCGGGUUUUACGGCCAGCGUAAAGGAUCGAGCAUCUUGCAGGCCAGACGACAAAGGCUGGAUAGCUCGCUCGUCAUCCGUGAGGAAGCCAGGGACAUCCAAGCAGGUGGCCGGAUCAGUGAAUCCGUUCUUCUUUGCAAGGCCGCAGUCCAUCGCUGCUGGUCCUGCCACACCAUCGAUAACUCCCCGUCCUGCGGCAACGCCGAUCACGCCCCGACCUGCCACGCUCCGUGAAAGCGCGGCUAUCUUGGCUGAGCGGGCGAACGCAGCCCGACAGCGUCAGCGGCAGCUCAUUCGCGUCCCUACCGUUAGCUCUCGGAUGUCCGGCUCGAACAAUUGGGGCACAACGCACACCGUAGAGGACCUUCGGACUGGCAGCGCUCAGGUGGGAACUUGGCUCCACGGCUGGCUGAAAGACAACUCGACACCAGAAGUCCAGAUACCGGACGUGAUCACGAUAGACCGGGUAGCCAGAGGGUGCCACCCCAUUGCCACGCCACCACGAGAAGAGUCUGGCCCAUGGCACGAACGAGUUGUGGCUGUCCGGGAGCGUUUCGGGGACGAUUUCGAUAUCGAGUUCGUCGUUCUGCUUCGUGGAAUCGACGGACUAAUGCAGACUCAAACGCACUUCAAGCGACUGUUCAAGUGGUAUCGCGAGCAAUACCGGUAUGACUUCUGUUUCAUGGUCUGGCAACCCUCUGGCAUACCGACGCAAUAUGCCAAUUUCGACUUCGCGAAAUCCAUGUUUGAAGAUCCGAUGCUGGUAGGAAGUUGGUCAAAGUUGAUGACACUGGACGACAUGGUCAAGGCGACGCCCGGAGACGCCACCGUCGAAGGAAAGUUUUGGGAACUUUGUGAAGACAUGACUAUAUCGAAGGCAGGAAAGGAGCCUGGCACUGCUGGUCACAAUGCUGGUCGCAACAGCAUACCUCCCAGUGGUUCUUUAUUUCAGUGGCAUGCAGGGCAGAUAGGAGAAACGUGA
Molecule: messenger RNA, 3363 nt
Organism: Saxophila tyrrhenica
Lineage: Eukaryota; Fungi; Ascomycota; Dothideomycetes; Mycosphaerellales; Extremaceae
Exons: 2
Coding region: 1-3363 (1120 amino acids)
Biological process (GO): nucleobase-containing compound metabolic process; regulation of DNA-templated transcription
Molecular function (GO): DNA-binding transcription factor activity, RNA polymerase II-specific; zinc ion binding; 3'-5' exonuclease activity
Source: RefSeq, a predicted model, not a curated record